This is a messenger RNA of Saccostrea echinata, 978 nucleotides long. Its product is annotated as transmembrane protein 107-like. Bases 176 to 592 code for a protein of 138 amino acids. The record is from RefSeq and is a predicted model, not a curated record. Lineage: Eukaryota; Metazoa; Mollusca; Bivalvia; Ostreida; Ostreidae. Gene Ontology annotation, biological process: non-motile cilium assembly; protein localization to ciliary transition zone. Gene Ontology annotation, cellular component: MKS complex. The transcript has 4 exons.
ACAGACAGAAUAAGAAUGCUUUUUCAUAAUGUUUCCGUGAUGCACAGUUAUUUUGACCGUUAACAGUUUUGUUUAUCUGUUUAAUGAUUUAAAAUUAAAAUUUAAUUUCACUGUCUGUUGGCUGGAUUAAGUGAGUUAACAAUUUAAACGUGUCAUUUUUUGUUAAACUACGACAAUGCGGAUAAGUGGUAUUGUUCCUGCAAGAUUCCUCACCAUCGUCGCUCAUGUCAUCAUUCUCAUUAUUCUUUUCUGGGCAAAGGAUGAUAACAUCAAACAGUGCCUCCCUACAACAUACACUCAAUCAGAGUAUGACUCUAAAGACUUAGAGAUGAUCAUUGGCCUUUCUGUGGGACUGGGUCUUAUGCUGAUUGAGUUGAUUGGUUUUGUUGGUGGAAUCUCAAUGUUCAUGCCAUUCCAGAGUAUGCUUUCUGUUGCCUGUCACGCGGGGGCUGUUGUGGCCCUGUUCUUCUUCCUGUUUGAGUUCUGGCCCUGUACGUAUUAUUGGUACAUAUUCGGAUUCUGCAGUGCCUUUCCUGCAGUGACAGAAAUCCUGGUGUGGCUAGGAGUCGGAUUGUUUAGAAAAGGACUGUAAUACAAUUAUAGUUACAUCGUGUUUAAGGAAAUAGGUUGUCAUCCUUACAGAAUAGAAUAUAUGAAACUCUGAAGAUUUGACUUUUAUAUCAUGUGAUUGUUUAACAUGAUUACCUGUUUCAUUACAUCAGAGUAAGUGUGUUUUCCUGUGUGAUAGACUCAUUUUUUAACAGUUUCUUUAAUGACAAUUAAAUAUUUCAUUAUAUAAUUUCAAGUACAUAUCAAUACAGGUUGUAUAUUGGUGAAAGAUUUUGAAAUGCUAGAGAUGUAAGUUAUAUGUCAUACAUUUUUGAUCUGAACAGUAUGUGAAGGUGCACAAAUGUGUACCAGUAUUUAGAUGUAUUUUAGUUAAAAUAAUAUAUGGAGUAAAUUGAAACAAACAAUAAA